AUGGGGUCAAAAAGCAUAGCAGCCUCUUCUUUAAAGAAGUCCAAAAAACAGCACAGUGGAAAAGUGAAAAAAAGUAAGAAAAUUAAGAAAUCACGGAAGUCAAAGAAGUCCAAGUCUUUGAGCGACGAAAAUGGAGCAGAAGUGAUAUCGAGUCGCAGUGAGCAAGAUAACAAUAAGUCUCCUGACGAUCAUGUCACGGAAGAUGGUAUUCUUGUACUAGAACACAAAUCAGACGAUGAUGAAGGAUUCGAUGAUUAUGAUGGACAUUUUGAUAAUCCUACCGAUAUUCCCUCAACUACUGAAGGAAGUAAAACACCAUUAUUAGGAGUCCAUGGUGAUGAGAAAGAUCUUGCUAACAACGAUGAUUUCAUUUCUCUUUCAGCUAGUUCUGAGGAUGAACACGCCGAACAGGAAGAGGAGAGACAGAAAGAAGAAAAGCAAAAGGAAAUCCUUAAUACUGAUUAUCCAUGGAUUGUGAACCAUGACCAUUCCAGACAAAAGGAAAUUUCUGAUUGGUUAACUUUUGAAAUCAAAGAUUUUGUUGCCUAUAUUUCACCAAGUCGUGAAGAAAUUGAAAUUCGUAAUCAAACUAUAAGUACAAUAAGGGAAGCGGUGAGACAGUUAUGGCCGGAUGCUGAUUUACAUGUAUUUGGCUCUUAUUCUACCGACUUAUAUUUGCCUGGUUCUGAUAUCGAUUGUGUCGUAAAUAGUGAACUUGGUGGUAAAGAAAGUAGAACUAACUUGUAUUCCUUAGCAAGCCAUUUGAAAAAAAACAAUCUGGCAACUGAGAUUGAAGUUGUUGCUAAGGCUCGUGUUCCAAUCAUCAAGUUUGUUGAGCCACAUUCCGGAAUUCACAUAGAUGUUUCGUUUGAAAGAACAAAUGGUCUCGAAGCUGCAAAACUGAUCAGAGAGUGGCUGAACGAUACGCCUGGUCUUCGAGAACUUGUUCUUAUCGUUAAACAGUUUUUACACGCAAGAAGACUAAAUAAUGUGCAUACUGGUGGUCUGGGUGGGUUUAGUAUUAUAUGUCUUGUUUUUUCUUUCCUGCAUAUGCAUCCACGUAUAAUAACUAACGAAAUAGACCCAAAGGACAACCUGGGUGUACUUCUGAUAGAGUUUUUUGAACUCUAUGGGAAAAAUUUUGGUUAUGAUGAUGUUGCACUAGGAUCAUCAGAUGGUUAUCCAGUGUACUUUCCGAAAUUGGCAUGGAGUGCUAUUUUACCUAUUAAGAAUCCGUUUUCAUUGGCUAUUCAAGAUCCAGGUGAUGAGUCAAAUAAUAUCAGUCGAGGCUCUUUCAAUAUUCGAGACAUCAAAAAGGCAUUCGCCGGCGCCUUUGAUUUAUUAACGAAUAGGUGUUUUGAGUUACAUUCAGCAACUUUCAAAGAUCGAUUAGGUAAAAGUAUAUUGGGUAACGUGAUUAAAUAUCGUGGCAAGGCAAGAGAUUUUAAGGAUGAAAGAGGUCUAGUACUGAAUAAGGCUAUAAUCGAAAAUGAAAACUAUCAUAAAAAGCGUAGCAGAAUAAUCCACGACGAGGAAUUUACCGAAGACACAGUUACCUCCACGGCCACAGAUGAUGAUUAUGAGAUAAUAAGACCACCUGCCAAGAAGGCUAAAAUGGAAGUGCUUGAACCAGGAUUUAUAAGCGAACCAUCAAAGGAGAAGAGUGGGGAAACUCAUAUCACUAUAUCGAGCGAGAAUGAUGAUGACGAUGAAGAUGGAUACAAUCCUUAUACUCUUUGA
This is a messenger RNA of Saccharomyces mikatae IFO 1815, 1740 nucleotides long. RefSeq names its product non-canonical poly(A) polymerase PAP2 (gene PAP2). Lineage: Eukaryota; Fungi; Ascomycota; Saccharomycetes; Saccharomycetales; Saccharomycetaceae. Gene Ontology annotation, biological process: RNA 3'-end processing. The transcript has a single exon. The record is from RefSeq and is a predicted model, not a curated record. Gene Ontology annotation, molecular function: mRNA binding; poly(A) RNA polymerase activity. The coding region runs from base 1 to 1740 and encodes 579 amino acids. Gene Ontology annotation, cellular component: nucleolus; TRAMP complex.